Coniophora puteana RWD-64-598 SS2 is the source of this 1398-nucleotide messenger RNA. RefSeq names its product Clavaminate synthase-like protein. The record is from RefSeq and is a predicted model, not a curated record. Gene Ontology annotation, molecular function: dioxygenase activity. Bases 34 to 1203 code for a protein of 389 amino acids. NCBI's taxonomy places the organism in Eukaryota, Fungi, Basidiomycota, Agaricomycetes, Boletales, Coniophoraceae. The transcript has 10 exons.
UAACCAUCUUCCAAGAGGUUACAGAAGGGGUGAAUGCGUAUAAAGCAGCCCCAUCAACGGCGCGUUAGUGAUUCCUGUGCUUACUGUAUCCCAGAAGAAAGCGACAUUAUGCCUAGCACCACCUUACCUUAUGCACCUCAUUACGAACCUGCUCCCGUCACUCAGGAGGACUUGAAAUGGGCCGACCUGGCUGUUAUCGACUUAUCGAAAGCCAGUACUCCGGAAGGACGAGCUGAACUUGUUACACAGCUAAGCAUUGCACUUCGAAACCAUGGCUUUUUCUAUGUCAUCAACCAUGGCUAUAUUCCGGCUCAGAACGAGAGAAUGCUUGAUAUUGCCGAUAGGGCGUUUACUGGUGUGAGUGCGGAAGAGAAGCAGCUUUACGCAAGCAAUAGCAAAGAAACCGGCUCGUGGCAGGGGUAUAAGUUAAGAAACUACUGGGUUAUCGACAAUGGAGUACAUGACCAGGUCGAACAUUACAACAUCAAUCGUGAUGUUACCAAGAAGAAACACCCGGAGGCGAUUAAGCCUUUCUUACCCGAGAUUGAUGCUUUUGCGCGCUUCAACCAUCAUUUAGUAUUACACCCCAUUCUAAGACUCAUAGCGCUAAGCCUUGAGUUACCUGAGGAGGAACUGGUGAAUAUCCACGGUUUCAACGCAGUUGGAGAGACGUACGCGAGAUUUAUGAAGUACUAUCCUCGAUCUGCCGAGGAGGAAACGAAGACCAAAAACGUCUGGCUCAAAGGUCAUACGGAUUUUGGUUCGAUUACCAUCUUGUGGAGCCAGCCUGUGUCCGCUCUGCAAAUCCAGACAAAGAACGGGGAAUGGCAGUGGAUCAAACACAUCGACAAUGCUCUUGUGGUAAGCGCCGGCGAUGCGCUCGAGUUCCUGACAGGUGGAUACUACAAGGGCACGAUCCACCGCGUGCGACAGCCACCAGCAGAUCAACAGUCAUACACAAGGCUUGGACUGUUCUACUUUGCAGGUCCCGAUGACGCAGUUAGGCUGACGCCGCUGGUGGCGAGCCCGGUGCUGCAGCGCGCGGGUAUCCAGCGCCGCUUUGAGGAUGACACGGCGCCGACGAUGGAACAGUGGAGAAGGGGAAGGACAAGCGCGUAUGGUGCGAAAGAGUUGAAGCAAAGCAAGGAGGACGGGAUCGAGGAAGAGGUGAUCAAUGGCGUGCUGGUCAAGCACUACAACUAAGAUCAUCGCGAGUCGUGAUUGGGCCCCUGUCCGCUUUCUUAGUCUGUAUACCUUCGGUGGGUGCGAGAGGUCCACAGUGUGUCCUCGAACAUUACUCGUGACAUCGCGCCUGAUCAGCUUGCGGGCUUGACCUGUGUACUUGUAUUAAUCGUGUAGGCAUAUGAAUCAAAUGAACUGCAGUGAUUUGCACAUCAC